AUGCUAUUUCGAGUUUCUCAUACGGACGUCGCAGAAACCGCACACACACGUGCCACUCCCGGCAAACUCGCCAAUCCUGACGAGGAUUGGACCAAGAUUUCCGAUCUUGCUGAGCGUCGCAGGAUUCAAAACCGUAUUGCCCAACGCAACUACCGCAAAAAGCUGAAGCGUCAAGCAGAAAACACCCCAACAUGCAACAGUCCCGAUUGUUUCAAGUCAAACCCGAAGUCCCCAACCAAGACGCAGAAGAGGCGUACCUUUGUAGGGUCCAUUAAGCAGCCCAAUUGCUCUUCUCAACUGCACGCUGACAACGGGUUUCGAUUACAGCAAUUCCCCCUUGACUUCUGCGAAAGUUCGAGUGCCGGUGCCAAUCCAAUUUGGCUCAGUCAGGUUGAUGAUUCAUUCGAUCAUCUAAUCGAUCCAUCUCCUUGUCAAGGACGGUUGCUCGACUUUGCAGCCUCCAAGCCAUACCCGAAUGACUUCAUAGCCGCAGAUCCAGCCAAAUGGUGCUCGAUAUAUCAUCACCUUGACGGCAAACCAGAGUAG
Molecule: messenger RNA, 546 nt
Organism: Colletotrichum abscissum
Lineage: Eukaryota; Fungi; Ascomycota; Sordariomycetes; Glomerellales; Glomerellaceae
Exons: 2
Coding region: 1-546 (181 amino acids)
Biological process (GO): regulation of DNA-templated transcription
Molecular function (GO): DNA-binding transcription factor activity
Source: RefSeq, a predicted model, not a curated record